CCAUCUCCAAUCCUCCAGUUCCCUUUUUCAAAAUCGUCCCAAAAAAGAAUUUCAGUUGCGUCUUCACCUGUCUCUAUAGACACGAAAAGCACCCUCUUCUUUCGUCUCCGUCUUCUAGAUCUCACCUUCAUCUUCACUCCACUCUCUCACAAUGGCCGCUACACUUCCUCCCAAGUCGACCGGCUCGACCAAGCUCGAUGCUGCUAUCCAAACGGUCAAGGCCAAUGAGCCCAACAAGCUCUCUGGCUUCGGUCUCUACGGCAGAUUCGCCUUCGCUGGUGCUGUCUGCUGCGCCGUCACCCACGGUGCCCUCACUCCCGUCGAUGUCGUCAAGACCAGAAUCCAGCUCGACCCCGUAACAUACAACAGUGGCAUGAUUGGAGGUUUCAGAAAAGUUGUUGCCAAUGAAGGCGCAGGCGCUCUUCUGACUGGUAUUGGACCUACCUUUGCUGGUUACUUCCUGCAAGGUGCCUUCAAAUUCGGAGGUUACGAAUUCUUCAAGCAACAGGCUAUCAACCAACUGGGCUACGAGACCGCCUCCAACAACCGAACCGCCGUCUACCUCGCCUCCUCAGCUCUCGCUGAGUUCUUCGCCGACAUUGCCCUCUGCCCUCUCGAGGCUACCCGUAUCCGUCUCGUGUCCGAACCCACCUUUGCCUCCGGUCUCGUUUCUGGUUUCAGCAAGAUCGCUAGCCAGGAGGGCCUUGGUGCAUUCUACAACGGUUUCGGUCCUAUCUUGUUCAAGCAGGUUCCUUACACCAUGUCCAAGUUCGUGGUCUACGAAAAGGUCGCCGAAGCCAUCUACCAGCGAGUCGACAAGGCCACCGCUUCUGAUGGUACCAAGACCCUGAUCAACUUGGGCUCUGGUCUCAUUGCCGGUUUCGCUGCUGCUCUCGUCUCCCAACCUGCCGACACCAUGUUGUCCAAGAUCAACAAGACCAAGGGGCUUCCUGGUGAGAGCACCACCAGCCGACUGUUCAAGAUCGGCAAAGAGCUUGGUCUCCGUGGCAGCUAUGCUGGUAUUGGUGCUCGUCUUUUCAUGGUUGGUACUUUGACCGCCGGUCAAUUCGCUAUCUACGGUGACAUCAAGCGUGUCCUCGGAGCCACCGGUGGUGUUGAGAUUGCCAAAUAA
This is a messenger RNA of Exophiala viscosa, 1132 nucleotides long. Its product is annotated as MC family mitochondrial carrier protein. NCBI's taxonomy places the organism in Eukaryota, Fungi, Ascomycota, Eurotiomycetes, Chaetothyriales, Herpotrichiellaceae. Gene Ontology annotation, molecular function: phosphate transmembrane transporter activity. Gene Ontology annotation, biological process: mitochondrial phosphate ion transmembrane transport. The record is from RefSeq and is a predicted model, not a curated record. The transcript has 4 exons. The coding region runs from base 152 to 1132 and encodes 326 amino acids. Gene Ontology annotation, cellular component: mitochondrial inner membrane.